UUUUUAUUAUUUCAUGUAAUUGAAAAAAAAAAUUAAACCUUUGAUCCGUCAACGAAAACCCUAAUACGGGAUACAACCCGAACCAACAAGAACCGGGUUCGGAGACGUUUCCUCUAUAUAAAAACAAAGAACAAAAUAUGGAAACAAAUAUCGUAAAAAUAAAAUACUUUUCCCUUUCUCCAAGCUAAAAGAAAAUAGAAUUCUUUCUUGGUCGAUCCCGACAGCAACCCAAUCAUGCUGACAGUUAGUGUGAAAUGGCAAAAGGAAGUCUUUAAGGCUGUGGAAAUUGACACCAGUCAGCCUCCAUAUGUUUUCAAGUGCCAGUUGUAUGAUUUGACUGGAGUACCUCCUGAAAGACAGAAGAUUAUGGUUAAAGGUGGCCUAUUGAAGGAUGAUGCAGAUUGGUCAACUGUUGGAGUGAAACAGGGUCAAAAAUUGAUGAUGAUGGGAACUGCUGAUGAGAUUGUUAAGGCCCCAGAAAAGGGUCCUGUUUUUAUGGAAGAUCUUCCAGAAGAAGAACAAGUGGUAUCUUUGGGUCAUAGUGCUGGGCUAUUUAAUCUGGGAAAUACCUGCUACAUGAAUUCAACAGUACAAUGCCUGCAUUCUGUUCCAGAGUUGAAGUCUGCUUUAACAAAGUAUUCACAUUCUGUAAGAAGCAAUGAUUUGGAUCAGACUUCUCAUAUGUUGACAGUUGCAACUCGUGAUUUAUUUAAUGAACUUGAUAAAAGUGUCAAGCCAGUUGCACCAAUGCAAUUUUGGAUGGUAUUGCGUAAAAAGUAUCCUCAAUUCGGUCAGUUGCAUAAUGGUGUCUUCAUGCAGCAGGAUGCUGAAGAAUGUUGGACACAACUUUUAUACACCCUUUCUCAGUCUCUUCGGUCGCCAGGUUCCAGUGAAAAUCUUGAUGCUGUAAAGGACCUUUUUGGUAUUGAACUUGCAAGCAGCAUUCAUUGCCAAGAGAGUGGUGAGGAAAGCUCUGAGACAGAAUCUGUUUAUUCACUAAAAUGCCACAUUUCACAAGAGGUGAACCAUUUGCAUGAAGGUCUAAAGCAUGGUUUGAAAUCAGAAUUGGAAAAGGCUUCUCCCGCUUUGGGGCGGAGUGCAACUUACUUGAAAGAGUCCCGAAUUAAUGGCUUGCCAAGGUACUUGACUAUUCAGUUUGUGCGUUUUUUCUGGAAGAGGGAAUCAAAUCAAAAGGCUAAGAUUUUGCGGAAAGUGGAUUAUCCAUUGGAGUUGGAUGUUUAUGAUCUGUGUUCAGACGAACUUCACAAACAAUUGGAAGGUCCUCGCCAGCUUCUGAGGGAUGAAGAAGGUAAAAAGCUUGGUUUGAAAGCUAAUGAGAAGAGCCGGAGCUCAAAAGAUGAUGAUUUCAAGAUGACUGAUGCGGAGGGGUUCAUCAAAUGCAAUUGGAGAAUCAUCUGGGACUACAUCUCAAGAAGGGAUUCCCGCUGACAAGGAAACACGUUUAACUGGGAUUUAUGAUUUGGUUGCCGUUCUUACCCACAAAGGUCGAAGUGCUGAUUCAGGGCAUUAUGUCGCUUGGGUCAAGCAAGA
Messenger RNA from Durio zibethinus, 1551 nucleotides. Its product is annotated as ubiquitin carboxyl-terminal hydrolase 6-like. The record is from RefSeq and is a predicted model, not a curated record. Gene Ontology annotation, biological process: protein deubiquitination; regulation of proteasomal protein catabolic process; proteasome-mediated ubiquitin-dependent protein catabolic process. Gene Ontology annotation, molecular function: proteasome binding; cysteine-type deubiquitinase activity; protein binding. NCBI's taxonomy places the organism in Eukaryota, Viridiplantae, Streptophyta, Magnoliopsida, Malvales, Malvaceae.